This is a messenger RNA of Nothobranchius furzeri (turquoise killifish), 1965 nucleotides long. It is a transcript of the gene mfge8a, whose product is annotated as milk fat globule EGF and factor V/VIII domain containing a. The record is from RefSeq and is a predicted model, not a curated record. Gene Ontology annotation, cellular component: plasma membrane. Gene Ontology annotation, molecular function: calcium ion binding; signaling receptor activity. Lineage: Eukaryota; Metazoa; Chordata; Actinopteri; Cyprinodontiformes; Nothobranchiidae.
CCGAGCAACCUCUACUGUCUCGCUUGAUGACUCAGAAUGACCGCUGAUAUUUCCGACGGCACCUAAAGGCAGCGUUAGUUGAGUUCAGAGGUUCGGAGCAAACAAAGUUAGAGUAAACAAACAUGAACCGACCUGGGAACAGAACCUCUGAGGUUCUGGGAGCUUUAGUUCUUCUACUUUUCUUUUAUUCAGUCAGAGGUGACUACUGUGAGGUGAAUCUUUGCCACAAUGGAGGGACAUGUGUGACAGGGGUAGGAGACGAUCCCUUCAUCUGCAUCUGUGCAGAUGGCUUCGGUGGAGACACCUGUAACCUGACAGAGACAGGGCCGUGCAGUCCAAACCCCUGCAAGAACGAUGGGUCGUGCGAGGUCAUUGCUCCGACCAGACGAGGCGAUGUUUUCAGUGAAUACCUCUGCAGGUGUCAGUCGGGAUUUGAGGGAGUGCACUGCCAGAUCAACGUGAACGACUGUGCCAACCAGCCCUGUAAGAAUGGAGGCACCUGUCGAGAUCUCGAUGGAGACUACACCUGCCACUGCCCCUCCCCGUAUGUUGGAAAGCAGUGCCAGCUGCGUUGUAUUUCCCUGCUGGGGAUGGAAGGAGGAGCAAUCAUAGAGUCCCAGAUCUCUUCCUCCUCUGUGCACUACGGUGUUCUGGGUCUUCAGCGCUGGGGCCCCGAGUUGGCCCGUCUCAACAACCAGGGCAUUGUCAAUGCCUGGACGUCAGCCUCCCAUGACAGGAACCCUUGGAUUGAGAUUAACAUGCAGAAGAAGAUUCGUCUGACAGGCAUCAUCACUCAGGGCGCCAGUCGCAUGGGUGCAGCUGAGUUCAUCAAGGCCUUCAAAGUGGCGAGCAGCUUGGACGGAUUCAGUUACAUCACCUACAAAGGAGACAGCCUACGAAGGGAUCAGGUUUUUGUGGGGAACUCUGAUAACGACGGCACCAAGACCAACAUGUUCGACCCGCCCAUCGUGGCCCAGUACAUCCGGAUCGUCCCUGUGGUCUGCCGCCGGGCCUGCACGCUGCGCAUGGAGCUGGUGGGCUGUGAACUGAAUGUCCGUUCCAACACGGCAGGUUGCUCCGAACCUCUGGGGAUUAAAUCUCGCCUCAUCUCUGAUGAGCAUCUUACAGCCUCCAGCACUUUCCGCACGUGGGGUAUCGACACCUUCACCUGGCACCCUCAGUUCGCUCGGCUGGACAAGGCGGGGAAGACAAAUGCCUGGUCUCCUGCACAAAACAACCGUUCAGAGUGGAUCCAGGUUGAUCUAGGGAAGACGAAACGACUCACGGGCAUCAUCACUCAGGGGGCGAAGGACUUUGGUGUGGUGCAGUUUGUGUCAGAGUUUAAAGUUGCAUACAGCGACAACGGAGAGGUGUGGAGUAUGGUGAAGGAUGAGAACAGCGGUGAAGAUAAGCUUUUCCAAGGAAACACUGAUAACAACACUCAUAAGAAGAACAUAUUUGAGGCUCCUUUCUACGCCCGGUUUGUCAGAGUCGUCCCCUGGGAGUGGCACGAACGCAUCACUCUACGCAUGGAGCUGCUGGGCUGCGAUGACUAGAACCUGACAGACGUCUGCUCACGUCUCCAGCAGAACCAUCCUCAUCCAGCCGCCCAACGUGGAACAUACUGCGGAGAUUUGAGUGGACUCGUAGCACUUUCUCAUUAGAGAUUUAUUUGUAUUUACAUGGCAUCACCAGUUGUUUUGUGUUGACGUUGACAUUUCUAACUCUUCCAGUAUGAAGACUGACCGGUGAAGUCAGGUCUUAGCAACAUUUUCAUGAGAUUUUUUUUAAUUGCAAUUUGUCUUUUUUUUCCCUCUACGGUUCGUGUGUCAUUUUAUUCUAAUUUGGUAUUUCUACUAAAAAUGUAAAAUAUGUAGAAAAUGUAUAAAAGAAAAAUUUUUUUCAUUGUUUUUGUAACUUAUUGUUGGUCUUAAAGCUGAGAUCAUUAUUAAAUACUGGAGUAAG